AUGGUCGCCAUGGAAGGAGGUGGUGGAGGGAGGCUGCUGCUCCGCGUUCUCAUCGUCUGCGCUGGGGCGCUGAUGGCGGCCGCUGCGGAGGGAGGCGGCGGCGGCGGCGGGGACACGUCGGUCGUCUUCGUCGUCGGCAUGGCCCAGUGCGCCGGCUGCGGGAGGAAGAGCUUGGGCGCCGAGGCGGCGUUCAGGGGCCUCAAGGUCGCCAUCACGUGCAAGAACGAGAGCAAGGCCGUCGCCAGCCUCGACGGCACGGGCGCGUUCGAGGUGCUCCUCCCGGCCGACGCCGGCGCCUCCGAGUGCCUCGCGCAGCUCCAGAGCGCGGCGAGCGGCGCGCCGUGCCCCGGGCAGGAGCCGUCGAGGAUCGUGCCGCUGCUGGCCGAGGGCACCUUCGUCGCCGUCGCUGGCAAGGCGGCGCGAGGUGGGACGUCGGCGGCGCCCGAGUGCGCGGCGGCCAACAUCUGCUUCCCGUGCCACGCGUUCGGCAGGAAGCCCUUGUUCGCGCACCGGCGCAUGAAGCCCAUGCCGGUGUACGCUCCGCCCGUGUACGGGACGCCGGUGCCGGCGUGCCUUUGCACCCCUACCCCGGCCCCGGGGUGCCAGUGCCCUUCUGCCAUGCCGGUUUACGGGACGCCCGUGCCGGAAUACUACCCGCCUCCAGCCCCGGAGUACGGGACGGCGACGCCGGUGUAUGCUCCGCCAGUGUACGGGACGGCGACGCCGGUGUAUGCUCCGCCCACCGUGCCCGUGUACGGUACGCCGACGCCCGUGUAUGCUCCACCGGUGUACGGGACGCCGACGCCCGUGUAUGCUCCGCCCACGGCGCCCGUGUACGGGACGCCGACGCCGGAUUGCCCUCCUGAGGCGCCAGAGUACGGGACGCCGACGCCCGUGUAUGCUCCGCCCACGGCGCCCGUGUACGGGACGCCGACGCCGGACUGCCCUCCCGAGGCGCCGGAGUACGGGACGCCGACGCCGGUGUACGCUCCGCCCACGGCGUCGAGAUGCCUGUGCACGCCUACUCCAGAGCCGGGAUGCCAAUGCCCUUCCACGAAGCCGGCGUACGGGACGCCGACGCCGGUGUACGCUCCGCCCACGGCGCCGAGAUGCCUGUGCACCCCGACCCCGGAGCCGGGAUGCCAGUGCCCCACUCCAACCCCCACGCCGGUCUACGUGGCGCCGCCGACGCCGCAGCUCCCUCCCCCCACGCCGGUGUACGGGACUCCAUCGCCGGUAUACGCUCCACCGACGGCGCCCGUGUACGGUACUCCAUCCCCGAGAUGCCUCUGCACCCCGACCCCCGCGCCGGGGUGCGAGUGCCCUGCUCCCACCCCCACGCCAGUCUACGGCACGCCAGCACCGACGACGUACCCUCCUGCCGCUCCGGCGUACCCACGGCCGGCGCCGGAGUACGGAGCGCCGCCGGCGCCAGAGUGCCCGCCAGAGUACGGCACGCCCAUCUACACUCCUCCGGGCCACCAGUAG
This is a messenger RNA of Triticum turgidum subsp. durum (durum wheat), 1488 nucleotides long. NCBI's taxonomy places the organism in Eukaryota, Viridiplantae, Streptophyta, Magnoliopsida, Poales, Poaceae. The record is from the annotation of a GenBank genome assembly.